Gorilla gorilla gorilla (western lowland gorilla) is the source of this 7633-nucleotide messenger RNA. It is a transcript of the gene KLHL28, whose product is annotated as kelch like family member 28. NCBI's taxonomy places the organism in Eukaryota, Metazoa, Chordata, Mammalia, Primates, Hominidae. The coding region runs from base 1207 to 2922 and encodes 571 amino acids. The record is from RefSeq and is a predicted model, not a curated record. Gene Ontology annotation, molecular function: protein binding. The transcript has 5 exons.
AAGUCGACCGCCCCGCCGCGGCAAAGCAGCUUGCAAAGCCUGAAAGGCCUCAGAAGGAUCCGGGGCAGUGCGGAGGAGUUGAAGGAGCCGAGUCUCCUCUUCAUCUCCCCCUGACAAACCGCCUCCAGACUCAGACCAGCUGCUUGAGACUGCCUCCGAGGGCAUCAAGAGGGCCGAGGCCAGAGGCGAAGUUGUAGUGGGGCAGGAACCGUGGUCCCCCGCAGCUCCACGGAAGUAGUAGUUUUUCUCUCCUCUCAUAAUGCCCCCAACUCGACUAUCAUCAGUCUCUGGGGCGGAAGGACGACUGCGGCUCUGGAGCCGAUAGGUAGAGAGGACUGGAAAGGGCGGCAGCAGAAGCAGCGCGGAGGGGGCAGCCGCCAUGCAGGGUUGUCAGGUGGUGGUGGUUGGAAGAAACCAUUGCCGUCUCCAAAGGGCUCGAUGGAGCCCAGACUUCCAGAUCCUCUCCAAGCCCCAAGCUGCAGAAGAGGUAAAAGAACAGCUUCAGCCUGCCGCCAGGCCGCCCCCAACUCCGGGAGGCAGCCUCUGGCAAAAUGGCCCCCGUCUGAGCACUAGACCCCACAGCCGCCACCGGGCGUAACCAAGGGUACCACGUGACCAAACCGAUUGCUUCCAUGGUGAUGUACCCAGCGCGGACCUCUUGACCCGGAAAUCCACUUGCCGUGAUGAAUGCUGGGUUAUGUAGUCCACGUCAGGUGUUGAGACUAGGCCAAAGUCUCCUGGAAGAGGAAGUCAGAACGUUGUAAACGUAACUACAGCGGAGAAGGGAGAAGGGGUGAAGACAUUUGACGGAUGUGACGCUUUCCUUGCUCUGGGCGGAAGUUGCCCGCCCCACCCGUAAGAGUUAGGGUUUGACCGGAGCUAGUGAGGAUCCAGCCCAGGCUCCAGUUGUCCGCGGCUCAUCCUCCUGUCGCUGCCCGUGUGAUUACUGGGACUCAGGUAUUUUCCUUUUGCUGUCCUCCAGCGGUGCAGGCUUUGGCAGUGUUUUGCCCGAAUGCCACUGGUGCUAGAGUAAGAGGCAAAGGACUGAGCGGAGCAGGUGGAAAGAGAGGCGACAUCUUCUUGUGCAGGGCUCGUCACCCUUGUAAACGCGUUACUCUCUACCACCCUGAGUAACUGCGAUCCUUUCCUCUUGCCAUCUGCUUAUCAGGACAGAAGAUCUGGACCACGGCCAAGCUCACAAAUCGGAUGGACCACACAUCCCCGACCUACAUGCUUGCUAACUUAACCCACUUGCAUUCUGAACAACUUCUGCAGGGCUUGAAUCUUCUUCGCCAACAUCACGAACUCUGUGACAUCAUUCUUCGAGUAGGUGAUGUUAAAAUUCAUGCUCACAAAGUGGUACUUGCCAGCGUCAGCCCGUAUUUCAAAGCUAUGUUCACUGGAAACCUUUCUGAAAAAGAGAACAGUGAGGUUGAGUUUCAAUGCAUUGAUGAAACUGCUCUCCAGGCCAUUGUGGAGUAUGCCUAUACAGGGACUGUUUUUAUUUCUCAGGACACAGUUGAAUCUCUCCUGCCAGCAGCAAACCUACUCCAGAUAAAACUUGUCCUGAAAGAAUGUUGUGCAUUUCUUGAAAGCCAACUUGAUCCUGGUAAUUGUAUUGGAAUUUCUCGUUUUGCAGAAACGUAUGGUUGCCGUGACCUUUAUUUGGCAGCCACUAAAUACAUAUGCCAGAAUUUUGAAGCUGUUUGCCAGACUGAAGAGUUUUUUGAGCUUACACAUGCUGACUUGGAUGAAAUUGUUUCCAAUGACUGUUUGAAUGUAGCUACCGAAGAGACUGUUUUUUAUGCAUUAGAGUCUUGGAUCAAGUAUGAUGUACAAGAACGCCAGAAAUACUUAGCACAGUUACUAAACAGUGUACGAUUACCAUUGUUGAGUGUUAAGUUUCUCACUAGACUAUAUGAAGCAAAUCAUCUUAUUCGUGAUGAUCGCACUUGUAAACAUCUUUUGAACGAAGCCCUAAAGUACCACUUUAUGCCUGAACAUAGACUCUCUCAUCAGACAGUCUUGAUGACACGACCUCGCUGUGCUCCCAAAGUACUUUGUGCAGUAGGAGGGAAAUCUGGACUCUUUGCCUGUUUGGAUAGUGUGGAGAUGUACUUUCCUCAGAAUGACUCUUGGAUUGGUUUGGCACCCCUAAACAUUCCUCGCUAUGAAUUUGGAAUAUGCGUUUUAGACCAAAAAGUAUAUGUUAUAGGUGGUAUUGCAACUAAUGUGCGUCCUGGCGUCACUAUCAGAAAACAUGAAAAUUCAGUAGAAUGCUGGAAUCCUGAUACAAAUACUUGGACUUCUCUAGAGAGAAUGAAUGAAAGCCGAAGUACUCUUGGAGUAGUAGUACUUGCAGGAGAACUUUAUGCCUUAGGUGGUUAUGAUGGACAAUCUUAUUUACAAUCUGUAGAGAAGUACAUUCCCAAAAUAAGAAAAUGGCAACCUGUGGCACCAAUGACGACAACAAGAAGUUGUUUUGCUGCAGCAGUAUUGGAUGGAAUGAUAUAUGCCAUUGGUGGGUAUGGUCCUGCCCACAUGAACAGUGUGGAGCGUUAUGAUCCAAGUAAGGACUCCUGGGAGAUGGUUGCAUCCAUGGCAGAUAAAAGGAUUCACUUUGGCGUGGGUGUCAUGCUAGGCUUUAUUUUUGUGGUGGGUGGACAUAAUGGAGUCUCACAUUUGUCCAGCAUUGAAAGAUAUGAUCCUCAUCAAAAUCAGUGGACUGUGUGUAGACCAAUGAAAGAACCUAGAACAGGAGUUGGUGCUGCUGUAAUUGAUAACUACCUUUAUGUCGUCGGUGGUCAUUCAGGGUCUUCCUAUCUGAAUACAGUGCAGAAAUAUGAUCCUAUCUCAGAUACGUGGCUGGAUUCAGCUGGCAUGAUAUACUGUCGCUGCAACUUUGGGUUAACUGCACUUUGACAAAUGUGAACUCUCGGAAAUAGUAUGGUGGUGAAACUUGUACUGCAUGAACAUCCGGAUGGCCCAGUUUUCUGAAACCCACAAGCUGCAUUGCUUUCUUUUUAACUUGAAGUAGCAUGAAGACUCAAAAGUUUUGCUGGGUACUUUUAAUUGACAAGUAGUUUUGGUUGCUCUUGAUUACACAGUAAAUCAAUAAUCAAAAAGAAAAAAGAGAAAAAAAAAAGUAAAGACUUUGCCAGUUGAAUUGUGCACUUUUUCCCCCAAGACUGAGAUGUACUAGUUUUAUGUUCAUAAGUGUACAUGUAGACAAAACGUUGCUGCUUUUUUUUUUUUUUUUUUAAUUUUAGCUCUCCUUCCCUGAUAACCAUGAUUUUCUAGGAUGAGCGAUGCUUUAGGUGCUGGAGUGUAUUGAAUGAAUGGACAGAGUGCUGAUACUGCUUCUUGGAUGUAAAUGCUUCACAUUUUUCAUUUGUUUUAAAACAAACAAAGGGCUGCUUUUUAUUUUGGUACUUUUAAAGGUUGUAAAUAACAUGCCAAUAGGUAGUCAUCUGAAUACUUUCCUGCUAAAUGGUUUUAGGGCUACGGAUGUAAUAAAUUUUUAAGACAAUUGCUUUUAUUAUCAUGAUAUUUGGGGCCCUAUUUUAGGAAAUCAAAUAUUUACUGUUUAUGCCUUUUGUAUAUGGGCAGGUUAACGUUGGAUGAAUUUAAUUACCUAUCUAUGCUAUGGUUAGCAUGGAUAGGAGUUUAAGCAUAUCAGGUGUUUCAGUUUUUCUUCAGUAGUACAGCAGGCCUCCCAGUGCUGAUGUAAAUAUUUGAGCAGUGUUUAGUACCAUUCUUAGUGCAUAUUAAUUUUUUUCAUAUAUCCUUAUAAUUUUAGUUUUUUAAGAUCUUUGCUUUUUCAAAGUGUUCAGAUAUAAAAUGGUGCUAACUGUAGGAUUUAUAACAAGGCUAUAACUGAUGUCCUUUUGGAUGUUCAGUAUGAGAUAUGCAUGACAUGUUUUGAUAGUCUUUUGCAUUUUUAAUGGCUUGAUUCAUUUGUGCUUAUUAAAAAUGUUAGUGAUUACGCUAAUGUUAGCAUCCAAAAAUCAUCAGAAUGGCCUGUGUUAUGCUUUUCAUGGUUCCUGAAUAGUGAUUUAAAGAAAGUUACGCUUUUGAUCUUCUUUCUUCUUGUGCUAGAUAUUACAUGUCUGUCUUAAAAACAGAAAUAUAUGCAUUAAAUAUAAAGCACUAGGCAGUUAUGCAUUACUUUGUACAUUUCUUAGGUAACUGAAUAUUUUAAGGUUAUUAAGGAAAACUGGAACUCGAUGUUUACUUGAGUAAUGGUUCUAAGUUGAGUUCUACUUUGAUUAAAGAAAUGAUCUUUUAAAGCAAAAUUAUUUGCUGUAGCCAGUGACAGCUUAUUUAAAGAAAGUGGUUAACUUAUUUGAUUUUAGCAUGUCUUAGUAAAUGUCUGUUAGUCUUAAACACAUUCACUUGCAUUUUAUUAUGAUGUCGGUACUUGUAUUUUGGAACUGUAGUCAUUUGAUUUUCUUUUCCUUGAUUUUUUUUUAAAACUGUCUGCGAUCUCCUUAUAAAGUCUCCGCAAGAUAAUUUUUCCUAAGAAAAAAAUUCAUAUUAUAUUUUUAAGUGCCAUAAUGUUCUAGACUAUUGUUAAGAAGCCAUUUGUAAUUAUAAAACAUAGGUUCAUUUGUUGGUAUAUAUGUUUAUUUCUUGAACACUAUAGCCGGGCAAUUUACAGUUCUUUGUUCUUCCAUAAACUGCCAGUUGUAGAUUUGAAUAUAUACUACAAAACUAUGUAAAAUCAUUUUUAAUCUUAAAUGUAGUAUCAUGCUUUAUGAAUAUUUGCACAGAUUAUAAAACCUUGCAAGUGAUUUUUAGUCUCUUCUAAUUUAGAACUCAACAGGAGCAACUAAUAACAAUUGAUAGUCUGAGUAUUUUCUAUGUUGCUUGUCUGAAUAACAUAAUAAUAUAUAGCAAUAACUUUUUCAUUGAUUUGAAUAAAUCUAUUGCAUAGAAAUAGGUGCACUAUUGUAGUUGGCCCAGACUUUAUUUAAAGAAAAGCAGUUUAAAAUAGAUUCAUCACAUAUUUAGUUUUAAAUCCCCAAUUCAGUUUUCUUUGUUUAUAGCAAUCAAAUUAUUAAAUAUAUCCUAUUAUACUAUUUUUAAUCCCCUAUUCCCAAAAGAUAAGGGAAUUUGAAAGACUGUGGAAAAUGAUUUUAGGAUGGGCGCAGUGGCUCACGCCUGUAAUCCCAGCACUUGGAGAGGCCAAGGCAGGUAUAUCACCUGAGGUCAGGAGUUCGAGACCAGCCUGGCCAACAUGGUGAAACCCCGUCUCUACUAAAAAUACAAAAAAUUAGCUGGGCGUUGUGGCAGGUACCUGUAAUCCCAGCUACUUGGGAGGCUGAGGCAGGAGAAUCACUUGAACCCAGGAGGCAGAGGUUGCAGUGAGCCGAGCUUGCACCAUUGCACUCCAGCCUGGGCAACAAGAGUGAAACUCCACCUCAAAAAAAAAAGAAAAUGAUUUUAAUUAUAAACACAUCUAUUCUAUACAUUGUAUUUUAACAAUAUUUUACUCAUGUAUCAUCUCCACUAUCAAAUUAGUGUAUAAUCAUUUGGUAAAUUAGAUCAAAAACAUAUACUGGUCAUUGUUUUUGAAAAAUCUAAAUUUCAUCUUGGUGAAGACUAAAUGUGAAAUAUCUUGGGCAGUAGUAGUGGGAGCCAUACACCAGUGAACAAAUUAUGAAAAUCUGUGAAAGGAAGAGGAAAAAUGUUCAAAAUUUAGAAGUAUAUUUAUUUUAGGAUUGCUUAACCUACUGUAUUAUUCGUAACAACCAGAGCUACUAAUCUGACCUGACAACUAAUAUGUUUACAUUAGCGCCUUCUUUUACAAAUUUGUGAGAAGUUUCAUUAUGAACACUCUACUGACAAAUUGUGAAUUUAAAGCCACAUGUUUCUAUGUUAAAAAGGAUCAAAAUGUUUGGUUAUAAAUCCUCAGGAUUAAAAGUAUUAGAAAUAAUUAUACAUAUUCAGGCAAGAAGAGAAAAGCUAUUUAAGAUUUCCCAGAAAUAUUUUGGAAAAGAGCAGCAUUGGGGAAUAGAAAUUAAUGUAAUCAGUUGCAAGAUACUUGCCUUCUAUAAUUAUAACAACUUAAUCUGUUAGGCACCUUUGGCUAUUCAAUAAUCAUUGGAUGUUGUAAUAGAAUGUAAGUGGCUUUUAAUGUAGCUCCAAGGAUAUUUAUAAAUUCUGUGUUAUUGCUGUUAUUGUUUUAAAUAUGAGUGAAUAUUAAAUUAUAGGAAGUGGUAUCAAGUGAUAGGAAAAUGGCAUUAGGUUUUGAAAUUUUAUUUUGAUAAUUUAACACAUAUGGAGGGUUUGCUAUAUGUAUGAGAUAUUCUGUUAGAUGCUGUGGGAGCUAGAGAGAUAUACUCUUUUUCACUCAAAGAGAGUAAAAUAUAGUGGGAGAGACCCUAAUAACUAUUUUGGUGAAGGAUGAAUCUAAUUCCUUAUCUCUGACAUCAUAAGAAGUGAUUAGAGACCCAGUUUAUGCAUAAGCAAUUCCUUAGUGUCCAAUUAGGUUUUAUUGGCAUGAAAAAGAAAUAUUAAAAAACCUAAUAUUUAUAGAACUCCAAAUCUCCUAGAAUUGGAUAAUGUAUUUUCUAGUAAGAAAACUAUAGAAAUUUUAAAUAUAUAUAUUUCCUGUAGUAUCAAGACUCUGGCUGACAUUGAGAGAAAUAUAUGUACAUGUUGUGUUUAUUUUCAGUUUUGGUGUUGGAUUCCUGGUAUUGUCACCUAAGUGCUCAUUUUCAGGAAAAUCAGAUUCUACAAUAAACACUUACUGCUUAAAGUUCAGUAAACUUGUGAUAACCUCAUAACCUCUGUAGUCUAAAAGUUAAGGAAUUAUAAGAUGUCACAUGUCAAGUUAACAUCCAGUUCUACUUCUUAACCUUUUUUCCCUUUGUAAACAGCACUUUAAUUAGACAUGAUUUAAUUAGAUAACAAUUAUUCCAUGGCUGGAUAUGUACUGGAUUUUCACUUACAGUACAUUGAUUUGGUGUUGAUACACAUUUGAAAAGAGUGAGGAAUACAAUACAUUUUUAAUACAAUAGGUUUACAAAUUUUCCUACUGGUGUGAAUAUGGAGUCAAAUAAAAAUCCAGUUUACAUCUCUGCAGAGAGAAAAAUUGUUAUCCAUAUGUCUUUUAUAUUAUACAUCUUUACUAGAGAUAACUUAUUGUUAAUUUUGUCAAGUUAUCAUGUGUAAGUCCCAUUUAUUUUUAAAUACUAAGCAAAAAGUUCCAAGUUUGCCUUAAAAUACAAGUGAAGUUAAAGAACUGGAUGAUAAUGCCUAUAUUUUUGCCUUAUGAAUUGUGCUGUGUAUUAUAAACCAGCAACAGUUUUGAUUUUAACAGGAUUCUGAAAUUUUGUAGCUGUAGAGUACUAAUAUUUGUACUCUCUUGCAAAGAAUGUGAUCUAGUUGUGGAUUAUGUUAGUUUAAAUGUUUUUGUAUAUGUAUUUUACCUCUGAACAUGUACCUUUUUAGCAUCAGGGUUUUAUUUUAUUUAUGUUUACAUACUAAAGUGUCAUUUAACUAGUUAAGAAUUGUAUUCUUUUUUAUUUUAAAGGUUAUUUGUGUGUAUUAUUGUGGUAAUGUUCUGUAAUUAUUAUGGUUAAAUUUCAUUUAAUGUAAAAUGUUUAAAAUAAAAAUGAAAAAUCUA